GGCCCCGGGCAUAAAAAGGCCAGGCCGCAGAGCCGAGCGCAGCCGCCAGCCCGGACCCCGCGCCCGCACCAUGGCCGGCCCCAGCCUCGCCUGCUGCCUGCUCGGCCUCCUGGCUCUGACCUCCGCCUGCUACAUCCAGAACUGCCCGCUGGGAGGCAAGAGGGCCGCGCUGGACCUCGACGUGCGCAAGUGCCUCCCCUGCGGCCCCGGGGGCAAAGGGCGCUGCUUCGGGCCCAGCAUCUGCUGCGGGGACGAGCUGGGCUGCUUCGUGGGCACGGCCGNGGCAGCUAGAGGGCCCCCACGGCCUGUCCACAGGGGCUUAUGA
Molecule: messenger RNA, 325 nt
Organism: Hipposideros armiger (great roundleaf bat)
Lineage: Eukaryota; Metazoa; Chordata; Mammalia; Chiroptera; Hipposideridae
Gene: OXT
Product: oxytocin/neurophysin I prepropeptide
Exons: 2
Coding region: 71-325 (84 amino acids)
Cellular component (GO): extracellular region; secretory granule
Molecular function (GO): V1A vasopressin receptor binding; neurohypophyseal hormone activity; oxytocin receptor binding
Source: RefSeq, a predicted model, not a curated record